Anopheles arabiensis is the source of this 3316-nucleotide messenger RNA. It is a transcript of the gene Dsp1, whose product is annotated as high mobility group protein DSP1. The transcript has 6 exons. Gene Ontology annotation, biological process: regulation of transcription by RNA polymerase II. Lineage: Eukaryota; Metazoa; Arthropoda; Insecta; Diptera; Culicidae. Gene Ontology annotation, molecular function: DNA binding, bending. Gene Ontology annotation, cellular component: nucleus. The record is from RefSeq and is a predicted model, not a curated record. The coding region runs from base 1440 to 2813 and encodes 457 amino acids.
GGGUCGUACACAGCGUACGCUGCCCCCUAUGUGUACAGGCAGAUCGGCCAUCGGGCAUACCGUACAGUUGCUGGUCGACAGCGGGCAGAACAGCAAGCAGCAGUGCAUAGUACGGGAAGCCUCUACCUGUGGUGUAGUUCUUGGAUAGCGAAAAAGCAAAACACGUGGAAGCAGCAUUUCUAAAAGCAUACCCUCCCCCGUGUUACAGCAGUGUACAUGCGUGUCGUGUGUGAUUAGAGAAAAGUGUGCCGCGCAAACACAAGUGCAAAGAAGAAAGUUAAACAGCAAGAAAAAAAAAAGACAGUGACCAUCAAACAAUCGCGACACACAGCGGAGAACAGCGGGGACAGGAGUGCCAGCCAGGUGCAAAACCCAAACAGAUCGCCAGAUAAAACGCCAAUAUACCAUACCAAUCCCCCCUGAUGCACUACUGGCGUGGACACUCUUGUGCAUCGUCGUCGUUUGGUCGCAUCACUCGAGGAAGCAGCAGCAGCAGCAGCAAGAGUGGCUGCGGCGACACUAGGGAAGGGAGAGGUAUCGUGAGACAGGUGCUGCCAUCUGCACGAGAGGCGACCGCGUACGUCCUAGGACGCCUCUGAACCAGUGCUGCGAGGUGUGGAAGUCAAGCGCGAGCGACGGAGGUGUGUCUCCCCACAUCCGUCCCAUUCUCCGAUUCUCCGGUUCUUCAGAAUCAGACAGUGCGCGCAUCCUUCUAGGAUGAGUAGGAGCAGCAGCAGUAGUAGUCGAUCGUCGAAAACAACAUCCACAUUGUUAUUGCCUGCAUCAUCCAUCGGAACGGCUGCAGCAACGGCAGCAGCAACCUCGACUGAAGCACGCUAAAAAGACGACAGUCGACAGCCGUUGGUGGUCUAGCAGCACGGACAAAGCCCUUUUAUCCCCAUCACAUCUCUUCAUCGUCAUAUUCUCGCGAUUCGUUGUAUGCAUUUGGUCCCCACCCCCCCCUCCAUCAAACGCCCUGCAAAACGUGUGAAUUUUGUUUGGUCUUCAGUUCAAUUUAGACAAAUCGUACCCUGUUUCCUCAUUGUGCACCGAUUUAAAACAAAGCAAUAAGCGUCGGAGAGAUCUGCUAGAUGUUGUGAGCGCGUAUAUCAAGGGUCUUCCCAUAAGCCGUUGUGUCGAAUUGUUGCCUCUGUACCGUGAACGACCAAUCGUCGCGACAAGCAGUCCGGCUCAAGCAGCAAGCGCAGCUUGUCGAAAUCUUCAUUACACGUUUCACCACGUGCUCUCGCGUGUCCGAUCGUUUCCGCCCAGCCUCGCAUCACACCCUCGCUCCCAUCACGCAUCACAAAGGGACGAACGGUGGGCAAGGCAGGUAUCAGAAGACAGCUAAAAUCGGCAAGAGCAGCAGCACCCCACAGCCGCUUGGCCGUGCGCGCGUGUAAACCGCGGGUUGUGUGUCGGGCUAGUAGCAGAGGAAGAUGUCGGAGCACCAUCGCGGUGCUUGGGGUACGCGUGAGGACGCCGUCUGGUGGCCAGGUGGCAUCUCGUCGACGGAACAGCAGACACUGCAGCACCAUCAGCAUCUCAUCAACCAGCACCAUCAACAGCAGCUCGCCCAGCAGCAGGCGGCCCAACUGCAGCACCAGGUCGCGGUACAGCAACAGCAGCAGCAGCAGGCGGCGAAUCAGCAGCAACAGCAGAACGACAGCGCCCGGAACAACAGCACAACGUCCACGUCCGCUACGCAGCAGCUGUUCUCGUACAAAAUGGCCAACAGCUUUCAGAACCCGGUCACCACGAUGUCCGGUGUGACCGUGUCCACCUCGAACGCGCCCUACGACUACCGGCUCGGCAUGAGCACGGUGGUCGCGCGGCCCGGUGACCCCCCAACCAUGUCCAGCACAGCGCCCACCACCCAAUGGUGGUACUCGGGCGGCCAGAACGCGCUCGACAACUCCCUGCAACAGCAGCAGCAACAGCAGCAGCAGCAACAGCAGCAGCAACAGCAGCAACAGCAGCAGCAGCAACAAACUCAACAACAUCAGAGUCAAGCGCACGUUCAGAAUAACGUGAUUCUGAACAAAAUGGUGACUGGCGGUACCGUAGCGGGCGGUAAGGUAAAGGACAAUAAGCCGAGGGGGCGCAUGACAGCGUACGCCUUCUUCGUACAGACCUGCCGCGAGGAGCAUAAGAAGAAGCACCCGGAGGAGCAGGUUAUAUUUGCGGAAUUUUCGCGCAAAUGUGCAGAACGGUGGAAGACAAUGCUGGAUAAAGAAAAGCAACGCUUCCACGAGAUGGCCGAAAAGGACAAGGCACGGUACGAGCUGGAGAUGCAGAGCUACGUGCCACCGAAGGGGGCCGUCGUUGGACGGGGCAAAAAGCGGAAGCAAUUCAAAGACCCGAACGCACCGAAACGAUCGCUCUCGGCUUUCUUCUGGUUCUGUCAUGACGAGCGGAACAAGGUAAAGGCACUGAAUCCGGAGUACGGCGUUGGCGACAUCGCGAAGGAGCUGGGCCGAAAGUGGUCCGAUAUGGAUGCGGAGAUUAAGCAGAAGUACGAGCAGAUGGCCGAGAAGGACAAGCAGCGGUACGAACAGGAGAUGACCGAGUACAAGCUAAAGUGUAAAAAUGAACAAGGUGGCGUUACACCCGGUCUGAACCUGCCGCAGCAGCUGCAGCAGGCCGGGCUCCAGCAUCUCCCGCAGCACGUACAGGCCGCCGCCCAGCUUCAGGCCCAGGUAGUCCAAGCGCAGCAAGCCGCCGCCGUUGCCGCAGCAGCCGCGGCCGCCGUGCAACAGCAGCACGACGAUGACGACGAGGACGAGGACGGCGAUGAGGAUGAUAAUGAGUAAAAUUAAAAACAAACACAAGUGGAGAAAGCAGCAACAGCAGUAGAAGCAGCAGUCAGCAAAUACACACAAAAAAAUAGCAACAAACAACAACCAACAACAUCAUCAUCAUAAGCCGCAGACGAAUAACUAAACCACCAUCGUGAAAACCUAACGGCUGCUCACUCUCUCCCCCCCCUCCCCCACCCUACUCGACACCUGUAAUUUUCCCACAAAUCUCUUCCUCUGCAUUCUUGCAUUUUUUCGUCAUCGUCGCUAUACACACUUCUGUUCCUCCCCUCCCCCUCCCCCCGUCUUUAUAUUUCUCUCGCGCGAGCUCUCUCUCUCUCUCUCUCUCUCUCUCUCUCUCUCUCUCUCUCUCUCUCUCUCUUUUUUCUUUUCUCUCUAUACUCAUCCCUAUUAAUUAUUGAAAACGAAGGAAAACUCCUGAAGAGCAUUAUACGUGGCAUUGUAAUCGAAGGGAAAUAUGAGAAAAUUACAUCCACAUAUGCAUUACUAUCAAUCUA